This is a messenger RNA of Anolis sagrei ordinatus, 4336 nucleotides long. It is a transcript of the gene PLCG2, whose product is annotated as phospholipase C gamma 2. The record is from RefSeq and is a predicted model, not a curated record. Gene Ontology annotation, biological process: positive regulation of epithelial cell migration; phosphatidylinositol-mediated signaling; phospholipid catabolic process. Gene Ontology annotation, molecular function: phosphatidylinositol-4,5-bisphosphate phospholipase C activity; protein binding. NCBI's taxonomy places the organism in Eukaryota, Metazoa, Chordata, Lepidosauria, Squamata, Anolidae.
GAAGCAGAAGUGGCCGAGGCUGCGGCGCCGCCAGAGGAGAAGCAGCAGCAGCAUCCGAGGGAGAGAGAGAGAGAGAGAAGGCGGAGAGAGAGUCCCGGCUGCCUCUUGCAGCCUCUUCCCUCGAGGGGCAGCCUGUUGAAGACUUCCUGCCUCCACGCUGAAAAUGUCCAGGAGAAGCAUAGACUGUGGGGAACUUCCCGAGUAUGAGAAGAGUCAAAUCAAAAGGACAUUGGAGCUGGGGACUGUCAUGACGGUGUACAGCCUGAAAAAGAGUAACCCAGAGAGGAGGACAAUCCAGGUUAUUAUGGAAACCAGGCAGGUAGCAUGGAGUAAGACAGCUGACAAGAUAGAAGGAUUCUUGGAUUUGAUGGAAAUAAAGGAAAUCAGACCAGGAAAAAAUUCAAAAGAUUUUGAGCGUGGGAAAGCAACACGACAAAAAGAUGAACACUGUUUCACGGUUUUCUAUGGUACUCAGUUUGUCCUCAACACGUUGAGUUUAGUAGCUGAUUCCAAGGAUGAUGCUGAGAGAUGGCUCUGUGGGUUGAAUAUUUUGCAUCAAGAAGCCAUGAAUGCCUCCACACCAGCAAUUACAGAGAGCUGGCUCAGAAAGCUGAUUUACUCAGUGGACCAAUCCAGAAGGAACAGUAUCAGCCUUCGCGAGCUGAAGACCGUGCUUCCAUCUGUAAACUACAAAGUAAACAACAUAAAGUUUUUAAAAGAUAAAUUUGCAGAAAUAAAGGCUGUUAAAGAAGAACUUAGCUUUGAGCAAUUCCAUCUGUUUUACAAGAAAAUUAUGUUCGAGCAACAGAAAUCGAUUCUUGAUGAUUUCAAGAAAGAUUCCACUAUGUUUCUUCUGGGCAACACGGAUCGUCCAGAUGCUUCAGCAGUACAUUUGCAUGACUUCCAGAGGUUUUUGCUGCAUGAACAGCAGGAAACAUGGGCGCAAGAUCUUAAUAAAGUAAGAGAACGGAUGUCUAAAUUUAUAGAUGACACCAUGAGAGAAACUGAUGAACCUUUUCUAUAUGUUGAUGAGUUCCUUACUUAUCUUUUUUCAAAAGAAAACAGUAUCUGGGAUGACAAGUAUGAUGCAAUUGACCCUCAGGAUAUGAACAAUCCUUUGUCCCACUACUGGAUUUCUUCCUCACAUAAUACAUACCUCACAGGAGACCAGCUUCGUAGUGAAUCGUCCCCUGAAGCAUAUAUCAGGUGCCUCCGAAUGGGAUGCCGGUGUAUUGAGUUGGAUUGCUGGGAUGGUCCAGAUGGGAAACCCAUCAUUUAUCAUGGAUGGACACGGACAACAAAAAUUAAAUUUGAUGAUGUUGUGCAAGCCAUCAAGGAGCAUGCAUUUGUCACAUCUGAGUACCCAGUGAUUUUGUCCAUUGAGGAACACUGCAGUGUGGAGCAACAACGCCACAUUGCCAGAGUAUUCAGGGAGGUGCUUGGGGAUCAACUUCUCACAAAACCUGUUGAAGCCAGUGCUGAUCAGCUGCCCUCACCAACUCAGUUGAAAGAAAAGUUCAUCAUCAAGCAUAAAAAACUCGGGCCGAAAGGUGAUGUCGAUGUCAAUACAGAAGACAAGAAAGAAGAAAAAAAGCAACAAGGAGAACUCUACAUGUGGGAUACCAUAGACCAGAAAUGGACUCGCCAUUAUUGUUGCAUUGCCCAUGAAAAGCUCUCUUUCAGUGACGACAUUGAACAAAACAAUGAAGAAGAACCUAUGAAGGACGUGAAGUGUACAGAGCUCCACUAUGGCGAGAAAUGGUUCCAUGGGAAAAUGAAAGAAGGAAGGACAACUGCAGAAAAGCUGCUCCAGGAAUAUUGCGCCGAAAUGGGCGGCAAGGAUGGGACGUUCUUAGUGAGGGAGAGCGAAGCUUUCCCUAAUGACUACACUCUCUCUUUCUGGAGAUCAGGUAGAGUCCAGCACUGCCGCAUCCGCUCCUCAACUGACGGAGACACCAUCAAGUACUAUCUGACGGAUAACCUCACCUUUGAUAACAUCUGUGACCUAGUCCAACAUUAUAAAGAAGCACAUUUGCGUUGUGCGGAGUUUGAACUGCGCUUGACUGAUGCUGUGCCUAACCCCAAGCCUCAUGAAAAUAAGAGUUGGUACUACAGCAACCUGAGCCGCGGAGAAGCAGAAGACAUGCUGAUGCGAAUUCCUAGGGAUGGAGCCUUUUUGAUAAGGAAGAGAGAUGAACCCGAUUCCUAUGCUAUGACCUUCAGAGCUGAGGGAAAAGUGAAGCACUGCCUGAUCAAGCAAGAAGGACGCCUGUUUGUUUUGGGAACGUCAGCUUACUUUGAGAGCUUGGUGGAGUUGGUGAACUAUUAUGAGAAGCAUCCAUUGUACAGGAAAAUGAAAUUACGCUAUCCUGUCACAGAGGAGCUGCUGGAACGCUACAGCAUGGAGAAAGAUCCUAGCUCAUUAUAUGAUGUCAAGAUGUAUGUGGAACCCACUGAAAUAACACCAUCAGUGCCUCUGAGAACAGUCAAAGCCUUAUACGACUAUCAAGCUAAAAGAGAUGAUGAGCUAACUUUUUGCCGUGGAGCCUUAAUUCAUAACGUCUUAAAAGAAAGCAGUGGCUGGUGGAAAGGAGAUUAUGGAUGUAAAGUUCAGCACUAUUUCCCAUCCAAUUAUGUGGAAGACAUGUCAUCUGAUAGCAUAGAAGACCUUGAGAACCAGAUAAUUGAAGACAAUCCUUUAGGAUCUUUGUGCAGAGGUAUUUUGGACCUCAAUAUGUAUAAUAUUGCAAAAAUGCCUCAAGGAAAACACGGGAGGAAUUUUGUCUUCAUUCUGGAACCCAAGAACCCAGAGGAUCCGCCUGUUGAGUUUGCAGCUGAGAAAGUGGAAGAGCUAUUUGAGUGGUAUCAAAGCGUUAGGGAAAUCACAUGGAGGACAGCCGAAGAGGCAACCAUCAGGGUAUACUGGGAGAAGAAGCAGUUAAUUGCCAUGGAGUUAUCCGACUUGGUUGUCUUCUGCAUACCUACAAGUAAAACCAAGGACAACUUAGAAAAUCCCAAUUUCAAAGAAAUCCGUUCCUUUGUGGAGACCAAAGCGGAAGCCAUUGUCAGGCAGAAGCCUGUUGACCUGCUCAAAUACAACCAGAAGGGAUUGACACGCAUCUACCCCAAAGGCCAGAGAGUGGACUCUUCCAAUUACGACCCUUUUCGGUUCUGGUUUUGUGGGGUGCAGAUGGUGGCUCUGAAUUUCCAGACUCCAGAUAAAUACAUGCAAGUGAAUCAAGCCUUGUUUUCACUUAACGGCCGGACUGGAUAUGUCCUGCAACCAGAAAGUAUGAGGAACGAUGCAUAUGAUCCUCUGCCAAAUGAAUCAAAGAAGAAACUACAGAUGAUUUUGGCUGUGAGGGUAAUUGGUGCUCGCCAUCUUCCCAAACCUGGUAGAAGUAUUGCCUGUCCAUUUGUAGAAGUGGAAAUUUGUGGGGCUGAAUAUGACAACAAUAAAUUUAAGACGACUGUUGUGAAUGACAAUGGCCUUAAUCCCAUUUGGACGUCUCAAGAACCAGUGAAGUUUGAAAUUUAUGACCCAAGCCUUGCCUUUCUGCGUUUUGUGGUCUAUGAGGAAGACAUGUUUAGUGAUCCCAACUUCUUAGCACAUGCCACUUUUCCUAUCAAAGGAAUCAAAUCAGGCUUUCGGUCAGUCCCUCUCAAAAAUGGCUUCAGUGAAGAUAUAGAACUGGCUUCCCUUCUGAUUUAUUGUGAGAAGCAGCAGAUCCCAGAAGGUGAAGAAGAUCUCUAUUCGUCAUUUCGGCAACUCCGACAACGACAAGCGGAGCUGAACAAUCAGUUAUAUGACACCCGACGCAAUUUAAGGAGCCCAAAUCGAGAUGCUUUAUUGAAAGAGUUCAAUGUGAACGAGGGUCAGCUGCAGGUGUAUCAAGAGACUUGCAACAGGAGAUUGAAGGAGAAAAGGGUCAGCAAUAGCAAAUUCUACUCCUAGAGGAAUAGGUUUCUUUCGGUGUAAGAGACUUGUCACUUGGUUAGAGCCAUAUGGGAAAAAAGAUGGCUAUCCGCCACGUUCUUCAAUGGAAUUGCCUUUGAAAUUACAGCAAAAAUGGAAUCCUAGUUUGAGAGAUUAACCCCUCCUACUCCACGGACCAUGCCUUCAAGAAUGUCAGGUUUUUAAAAGAAAACAACUUUUUAUGUGUGUUAGAAAUUUAUUGGAAUGUUUUUUUAAUUUAUUUUGAACUUUUGUGUGUACAGCAACAGGGAGUGUGUUUUGUGUGUGUGUGUAUAACUAUGAAGGCUGACUGGCACUGAAUAUAUACAAAUUUGUACCAUUUUGAGAUAGAUUAAAAAGUGCCUAACAAUUAUAAAUGAA